Molecule: messenger RNA, 1112 nt
Organism: Puccinia graminis f. sp. tritici CRL 75-36-700-3
Lineage: Eukaryota; Fungi; Basidiomycota; Pucciniomycetes; Pucciniales; Pucciniaceae
Product: 40S ribosomal protein S18
Exons: 5
Coding region: 218-685 (155 amino acids)
Biological process (GO): translation
Cellular component (GO): small ribosomal subunit; ribosome; cytosol
Molecular function (GO): RNA binding; structural constituent of ribosome
Source: RefSeq, a predicted model, not a curated record
CAAUCAGUGAGACCCCUUCAGGGUACCGGUGGCGAUACUCUAAGCCCCCCGCCCGGAUCGAAGACCUAACUAGGGCUAGGGCCGGUUCGCCCACCAGCAGGCUGUUUGCCCCACCCCGGCACCCCGUGCGCACCCCUCCACCUCCCAAGGACAAACCACCACCAAGGACGACUUGCGGCCAUCCAGCCCCGACUUCCGAUCAAGACAGCCAUCCAUCAUGUCUCUCGUCGUACCCGAAGCCCACCAGCAAUUCCAGCACAUUCUUCGUCUCCUCAACACCAACGUUGAUGGCCGAAUCAAAAUCAUGUUCGCCCUCACCCAAAUUCGUGGUGUUGGUCGGCGGUUGGCAAACGUCGCCUGCAAGAAGGCUGAUGUCGAUUUGAACAAGCGGGCUGGAGAGUUGAACCCCGAUGAACUUGAACGAAUCGUCACGAUCAUCCAAAACCCCGCCCAAUUCAAAAUCCCCGCCUGGUUCCUCAACAGACAACGGGACAUCGUCGACGGUAAAUCUUACCAAGUCCUUUCCAACGGAUUGGACAGCAAGCUCCGUGAAGACUUGGAGCGACUGAAAAAGAUCCGGGCUCACCGUGGUUUGAGACAUUACUGGGGUUUGAGGGUCAGGGGUCAACACACCAAAACCACCGGACGACGUGGAAAGACCGUUGGUGUCUCCAAGAAGAAGUGAUCGACUCAUCGCGUAUGACUUGCGUUGCACUACUCGUGUCCUUGUACCGGGCCACCCACCAGGAUGCAAAGUAUUCACUGCAAUUUCAUUCUUGUGCCCACUCUCACAUCAACUGUUAGUUACAUGUGGGUUAAGACCCAACAGGCCACUCCCUCCAACCUUAUGCCAUGCAAAACUGUUAUUUUUACGUGCCCAUUCAUUACCUGAGAUUUUUCCUUUACCGGACCAGCUCUGGGUCUUUGCAAAUUCCUACCCCCAAAGCAGGGCGGGCGUCCUUGGGAGGUACCGUGUCCCUUCUCGUGGCCGCCCUUGUCACACACUGACCAGCCGGCAUUAGGUACCUGAAAGCAACAAGGAAUUCCUAUUGGCCGCUUGAAACUACUUACAUACUGUUAAUUCAUUGCAAGGCAGCUCCACAUGGCACUUC